AUGAGCCAACAAAAGAGGAGAUUUGAUCUUCCCACGGUAGAAGAACUGCGAGAUGAGGAAGACUUUCUCAACAAAGGGUGGGACGAUUUUGCACAUGCACUUAGCUUACCAUUAGGACCUCAAAGCACCUCUCAUCCCACACAGCUUGUUCUUGACCGGCGUGAGAACAAGCCUGAUGACCAACCUGCACUCACGCUGGCGGACAUCAUCGGCAGCACGAUGGCGAUCAGCGAGAUGCAGGUCGCAGCAGUGUUGAAACAAGUUAGCCAACCUACCUCGUCUCAUCACUGCAUUGAUUGGCUUACUGGCGAUGGUGCACCAGAUCAUCCAGGGACUACUCGAGUUGGAAGGAAAGGGUCUCGUGUAUGGGGAAUUGAAAGCAUCCAACAUCUUCCCCAGCACAGAUGGCGAAAUUCGCCUUGCUGCUUUCGGUCCACGCCUCCAACCGGCCAGAAUAUUCACAGGAAGUUGGAAUUCCGGCUGCGAGGAACUGGGCCACCUGGCCAACCAUAUGCUGACAAGAGUUCCGCGACUGCUUGGUCGGACGCAGAAUAG
Molecule: messenger RNA, 555 nt
Organism: Mollisia scopiformis
Lineage: Eukaryota; Fungi; Ascomycota; Leotiomycetes; Helotiales; Mollisiaceae
Exons: 3
Coding region: 1-555 (184 amino acids)
Source: RefSeq, a predicted model, not a curated record